AUGGCUCGCCUCGCUGCUGUGUGCCUUCUGGCGGCAGCCGCCUGCUGCCUCCUCCGCUCCCUGGCAUUCGUGCCUGCGCCCGCCACGCGCAGUGAUGCCCUGACCACAGCCACCGGAGCAGCAGUGAUUGCCACCAUUCCGGCCGGGGCGGAUGCCUUCGUCUACAAGGGCAAGGAGUACUUCGAUGUCUUCUAUGGCAUUGAGCCACUGGCCUGGGCUUUCUGCGGCUUCUGCAUCGUGUACUACGGUGCGGUCUUGAAGAACGCAGCCCAGAAGUACAACAUCCCCCCGGCUCCCCAGCCACCAAAGGUCGGCGGCUUCGUUGGAAAGGAGGUCGAGAACUCGGAGCCCAGCUACAUGGACUCGUCCAUCAAGCAGGGCCCUUACUGA
Molecule: messenger RNA, 390 nt
Organism: Symbiodinium sp. CCMP2592
Lineage: Eukaryota; Dinophyceae; Suessiales; Symbiodiniaceae
Source: the annotation of a GenBank genome assembly